AUGUUUUAUUACCACUUAAAAUUUGAAUUAUACGUUCCAAUACAAGAAAAUUAUAACAAAAUUGAUAACAUUAAUAGCGUUAACAAGCAAUUACAAUCAAAAAAGCCAAAGAGACAUAUAAUAAAACAAUCUGAAUUAUAUUACGUCCCAACAGAUCUUUUUGCCUCGCUUCCUGUCCAUUCAAAGUCAUAUAACAGCAACAAUAAUAAUAGUAGUUCGCGUGAAGAAGCUUUCAAUUCGAAAAACAAAGAAAAAUCAAGAGAAUCAGCCUCAUUUUCUAAACCCCGUACUCCUGUAGUAGCCGAAAAAUUGCCAGCAAUACCACCAACUCCAGUUCCUGACCUUAACAAGGGUGAUCUAAGUAAAAGCCGAGCUUCAGAGUGGAAAUCCAUCGGGAAGUGGGGAACAACAGCUGUUCUUUCUUCUGUUCCAGCAAAUAAUUCCCCUGAAACCAAAUCGCUUGAUAAAACCAAAGAUUUUCGAUUUGGUGCGAUAUUUUUAGAGUGGUUUACCGAAAAAAGCCUAAAAAUGAGCGAAGAGCAAGAACAUCCCACGAAAACUAUACCGCAAAAUUCAACUGGACAAAGUUCAGACAGUUUACCGCCUUCGAAUUCUACAGCACACCCAACUAGUUCUACACUUGCAGAAAUAAAUGGUCAAAACCCCAAAAAUGUAACUAGCUCCAUUACAAGACCGGUAGCACAAUUUUUGCCAAUCGAACCGAAUAGAACGAAUCUUGGCUAUGGGAUAUUACACUUGUAUCGUGAUCCAAAAGAAAUCCCACAGUCAAACGAAACAAAUUCCUCUUCUCAGGAGACGAUAGGAAUUAAUGGCAAACAGGUUUCUAAUUCGGGAGCAAGUGGCAACGAAUCCUUUAAUCUAGAAUUAAAUGGGCAGAAUCUGGAUUUGAGUGAUAAAACAAUAUUGGCUGUAUUAGCUGUGCCAGUUUCUUUUAGUGCGUCUGAUUUCUUAGGAUUUGUCGCACCAGUGCGAAAAUUUGUCAGCCAUUUUAGGAUGAUUAGGGAUUCAGCAUUAAAUAAAUAUAUGGUUUUGAUGAAAUUCCGAACUGCGCGUUCUGCCAAUGAUUUUUAUAAUAAUUAUAACGGACGUGCGUUUACUUCAAUGGAGCCCGAAAUAUGUCAUGUGGUUUAUAUUAAGUCGAUCGAAUUCAAACCAACUUCCACUCCAGCAAAUGAAUUUUCAUUUCAACAUGAUCCUUUUUUAUCAUCGCUACAACAAACAGACACCAAUUCCAUGCUGCAUGAGCUUCCCACAUGUCCUGUCUGUUUGGAAAGAAUGGACUCUAAUGCAACAGGACUGCUGACUAUUCAAUGUCAACAUACUUUCCAUUGUAAAUGUUUGAGUAAAUGGGGUGAUAGUAGUUGUCCGGUUUGUCGGUAUAGUCAAAAACGGGAAACUCUCGAAUUCUCGCAAAAUGAAUGCGGUGUUUGCGGUUCUACGGAAUCAUUAUGGAUGUGCAUCUUGUGCGGAAACGUUGGAUGUGGACGUUAUCAAGGUGCACAUGCUUAUUAUCACUAUAAAGAGACUCCAACACAUUUAUAUGCUAUUGAAUUAGAAACACAAAGAGUAUGGGAUUAUGCUGGAGAUGGAUAUGUUCAUCGGUUAAUUCAAAAUAAAUCGGAUGGGAAACUAGUCGAGCUUCCAAGUCCGAACGCGCCCGCACUAAUGCAAAGUCAAUCUGUUGUAAAUCAAGAUAAAGUGGACCAAAUCGAAUUAGAAUAUAGUCACCUUCUUACAACACAGCUUUCAUCACAGAGAACUUUUUACGAAGAAAAACAUUCUACAUUCACGCUUCAAUUGUCAUCAUUAAGUAGUCAGGUUCAAAAGUUAACAGAUGAAGUUGCCAAUUUGAAACUCGACAAUGAAAAAUUAAAAAACGAAAAAGAAUUACUCGAGACCCAACAAAUACCAAAUCUAUUAAAAGAGAAAAUUGCAAUCGAAAAAAAAUUAGUAAAAUCCCGAGAAAGGAUUGAUAAAGUCGAAAAAGAAUGGAAAGAGGAGAAAGAGAUGGGGAGAUCUUUAGCUGCAAAUCAGCAGCACCUUCAGGAACAACUCGCAGCUAAAGAUACAAUAAUCCAAGAUUUGGAGGAACAAGUAAAAGAUUUAAUGUUCAGUUUAGCUUAUCAAGAUAAAAUGAAAGAGAAUCCAGAAUUAGCAGGUGGACAGAUAGUUGUUGCUGAGAAUAGCAAUACUGCUGUGACUGGUGGGCAAGAUGAAAAAAUGGGAGAAGUAAGUGUUAGUAGUGUAUUGGGUCCAGUUUGGUUCUUGUUUGACGUAUUCGUUGGAGCAAUACAACUCUUAAAACCAAUAUUUUCAAUAACACUCGCAAUUUUCAUCGCAUGGUCCUCAUUAAACUUUGUCUCUCACACAUUUCAAAACGACGUCACACUAUUCGUAUGUCGUUUCCCAUUCUCAAGCAUUGUCCCAUUAUGUCAAUCGCCGAUUCCUGAUUUCUCGCGUCUAGUAACACGACAAGUAGAAACCUACGAGCAAAUAAUGGAUCAAACAAUGUCCCAGUCGGGAUUGACCUCUUCAUUGGCACUAGAUAUUAAGAAAGCAGAAUUAGCAACCGGAGAUCUUCGUACUUUGGUAAAGUAUUCAUCAUUGACUUGUGCACCAGAGUUGGUGGAUCGGUUGAAUGAAUUUGUGGAUAAGUCACGUGUGGUGGGUAGAAAUUUGCAAGUGCUGCAGGCUCGUACAAGGUCUUCCGUGGAUAAUCUGAUUACGUAUAAUUUAUUUGCGCUGAAAGCGUUAGAAAAUGUUCGAGAUCAUAAAGUUAGUUCAAAAGAAUUGGCUCAGGCUUAUGAUCAGAUGAUGGGAUUAAUGGAGGGGGAUCUGAAGCGUAUGAUUCUUGUUGGACAAGAGAUUCUCGGAAGUCUCACCGAUCUUGACGCAAUGCUCGCCGGAAUCCACGAAUUGACCGCACAAGAAGCCUCACUGCAAAAAUUCGAGCGUCAUAAACUAUUGGCCGAAUUAUGGUCUUAUCUAGGAGGCAAUCGCGUCAGAAGACACAUAUUCCAAGAAAAUCUACAACUGCUUCAAGAUUUAGACAAACAACGACGUCAUGCAGUCGCACAAAUACAAACAACUCUCUACAGUUUGACUUCAUUUCAACUAGAUCUCGAAGAAUUACGCGAACAGGUUCUGAAACCUUCGUUAAUUAAUAUGCCAAUCGAGGUUCAUAUAGAGAAUGUAGGAAAGGGAAUUGAACGAUUAAAGAGUAGUAAAGUGGCUAUUAAAAGUAUGGACAAUGAGCCGGCAAAGCAAAAGAGUAUUGAUACAUGA
Molecule: messenger RNA, 3306 nt
Organism: Ambispora gerdemannii
Lineage: Eukaryota; Fungi; Glomeromycota; Glomeromycetes; Archaeosporales; Ambisporaceae
Source: the annotation of a GenBank genome assembly